Aspergillus wentii DTO 134E9 is the source of this 1935-nucleotide messenger RNA. Its product is annotated as Zn(II)2Cys6 transcription factor. The transcript is spliced from 4 exons. NCBI's taxonomy places the organism in Eukaryota, Fungi, Ascomycota, Eurotiomycetes, Eurotiales, Aspergillaceae. Gene Ontology annotation, molecular function: DNA-binding transcription factor activity, RNA polymerase II-specific; zinc ion binding; DNA binding. Gene Ontology annotation, biological process: regulation of DNA-templated transcription; DNA-templated transcription. Bases 1 to 1935 code for a protein of 644 amino acids. The record is from RefSeq and is a predicted model, not a curated record.
AUGUCACGCAUGUUUGCCUGUGUUCUCUGUCAGCGGCGGAAGGUCAGGUGCGAUCGCAAUGUGCCUUGUGCAAACUGUCUCCGGUCCCAGGCGCAGUGUAUACCGUCCGAUCAGCUCCCUCGUCGCCGAAAGCGUAGGUUCCCUGAACGACAGUUGUUGGAACGGCUGCAUGAGUACGAGAGGCUCCUCAGACAGAACAAUGUAAAAUUCGACCCGCUCCAUGGGGACUCCGCUGGCGACCAUAACAUCCCCUCACAAGCAUCUGACCGCAUCUUGCAAAGUGAGCCGCCUAGUGAUAGAGAACCAGGAAGGUCGUCUUCCCCGGUCGUCAAAUCAGCCACGGCUCACGAGGCAAAAGAUGUCUGGCAUGCUAUAAAUCAAGCGCCCGAUAAUGGUGGCAGCAUGCCUGAUUAUAUGGACGAAAACCUGGUCAAGAAGGCAUGGGACCAAGCCUACGGAAACAUUGAUCCCAUCUUUGGCAUCUCCCAAGCGGCUGUCGACCUCUCCUUUCUGCAGCCUGAACCGGCACAAAUAUUUCGGCUGUGGCAGAUUUACCUGGACAAUGUCGACCCGCUUCUCAAAGUCACCCAUACCCAUACGACACAAAACCAGAUUGUUGAAGCCGUCAGUAAUCUGUCUAAUGUCGAUCCCGGUGUUGAAGCCCUUAUGUUUAGCAUCUACUGCGUGGCCAUGUUGUCUCUUGCUUCGGAAGAAUGCGAAGUGCUACUUGGCUCACCCAAGCAGGCUCUUCUGGCGAAAUUCCAGUCUGCCUGCCAGCAAGCCCUGGUCAACUGCGGGUUCUUGCGAUCAGACAAUCGCAACUGCCUCGUUGCAUUCUUUUUCUAUCUGAUCUCCGUCAGGCCCUUUAUGGACCCUCGUUCUUUGUCAUCCAUGCUUGGUAUCGCGGUCCGUAUGGCGCAGCGCAUGGGUAUUCACAGCGAGUCGGAGUGUUCUAAGCACCCGCCUUUUGAGGCUGAGAUGCGCAGGAGGCUCUGGUGGUCCCUAGUGCUGUUUGACUCUCGCAUUGGAGAGAUGGCUGCUGACCACCGGUCUACCAUCCUGACUCCUCUCUGGGAUACCAAGAUCCCCUGGAACGUGAAUGACAUUGAUCUCCGGCCAGAUAUAAAAGUUUUGCCGACAGUUCAAGCUCCAUUAACGGAGACACUCUUUGUUGUUGUCCGAAGCGAAGUAGCAGAUUUCGUCCGUCAUGCUGCCUUCCACCUCGAUUUCACCAACCCAGUUCUGAAAGCUCUCGUGACCCAGUCCCAACAGACUCCUAGGGACGAACACAGAGAGCUCACUGCUCUUGAGCGAAUGAUAGAGGGAAAGUAUUUCAUGUUUACUGAUCCGGAAAACCCCCUUCAUUUCAUGGCAACAUGGAUGGUGCGUGGAUACCUGGCCAAGUUCCUUCUCAUGGAGCAUCAUUCAAGGUAUUCGACUACCUGCCCGACGGACGAUCAGCGUGAUAGUGGUGUUCGUCUGGCGAUGCGCAGGCUUGAAAGCGACACAAAAGUCAUGUUUUCCCCCCUGACCAGGAGAUAUGGUUGGCUUCUUGACUUCCAUCUGCCCUUCCCGGCAUACGUUCACAUUCUCCAGGAUUUGAAGAGGCGGCCCUUCUGUAAACAUGCGGAGCGCGCUUGGGAAGUCGUCACUGACAACUUUACGGUUCGAUCAAUGGCCCUUCGUAUGGCCCCGGGACCCAUCUUUGAGAGUUUUACCAAGCUUGUCCUGCAGGCUUGGGGCGCGUGUGAAGCUCACUCCAUACAGAGAGAAAAAUCACUUACACCCCCGAGAAUAGUGCCAAUUGUCAGAUCUUGGUUAGCUGAGAAUGCAGCCAACGUUGAUCCGGACCAACCUUCUCACGCUUUCCAUAACGAUAUAUCAUUCGGUGGGGUGUCAGUGGACUUUGCCCAACAAGGCCUGCCUGGAUGGUGA